AUGUCACAUCUUGAAUAUAAUAAAGAACCCGAUUUCAGCGCAUAUCGCAAAAAUGCAUUAAAUGCAUUACAGCAAAUAGCUUCAGAAGCAAAUAUUUUACCAAAACAAAAAAACCUUUUAAUUCGUCCAAAAAAGAAAUUAAUCAUCGAGUCACCUUCAUAUUUCCAUUUUGAACAUUCAUCAUCAUCACCCCCUCCGCAAGAUCAUCCACAACUUGAUACAUCAAUUCCUUCACAACCAUCUCAACAUUCUGUAAUUUUUAAUUCAAUUCAUUCAAUUAAAAAUAUCGAUUGGCCGAACGAUGAUGACGGUUGGAUAGUCAUUAAAGGCGCAAUUGAAAAGGACGAAGAAAUUGACUUGAAAUGCAAAGAUGAAUUCGAUGAACUUCACUCGUAUGAAAUUUUAAAAAAGGGAGGAGAAUCCAUUGAAUGGUAUAAUGGAGAGCGAAACAUUGAUCAAUUUGGCAAGAGAUCUAAAGAAAACAAUCAAACUUCAAAUACCAUGCAUCAUUUGGAAGAUGAUGAUGUAUAUUUGUUUAUGUAG
This is a messenger RNA of Funneliformis mosseae, 543 nucleotides long. NCBI's taxonomy places the organism in Eukaryota, Fungi, Glomeromycota, Glomeromycetes, Glomerales, Glomeraceae. The record is from the annotation of a GenBank genome assembly.